This is a messenger RNA of Pelagomonas calceolata, 2586 nucleotides long. The record is from the annotation of a GenBank genome assembly. Lineage: Eukaryota; Pelagophyceae; Pelagomonadales; Pelagomonadaceae.
GCGGCCAAGCUCGCGCCAGCGGCUUAGUGUUGCGCCUAGGCACGUCUAGGUCGCAGCGGUGACUCUCCAAGGCCCUCAGCAGCGCUGCGGCAGAGCAGCUUUGCAAGCCAUCCGAUAGAAUUCAAAUAAGUACGAGUUGGCUCUCCCGGGCAGGGUUUCACACCGUGAAUGGUCUUUGCCACUGAAACCGCGCCCGCCGCGAGCAUCUAUGCAACCAGAACCGCAGUGAGGGCAGCGCUGGCCGGCAUGCAGCCCUCCGAGGCCGACGCGGGCGACGCGGGCGACGCCGUGCUCGUCACCGUCCACAACCUGUCGUUCGAGACGAAGCGCGACGGGCUCGCGGAGCAUCUCGGGGUCGCGGAGCACCGCGUCGAGGUCCUCAUGCGGCCCGACGGCAGGAGUAGCGGCCGCGCGCGCGUCUGUUUCCCGUCGCGCGCCGAGGCCGAGGCCGUCAUCGAAAAGGUGCACCAAACCGACCUCGACGGCCGGACGAUUUCGCUGUCGGUGAAGCGGGACAGCACCGCGGCCGGCGAGACGAUCGUGACGCUCCGCAACCUGCCGCCCACGACGAAGACCGGCGACGUAACGAAACACGUCAAGCGGGUCACCGAGCGCGGCUCGGUCGGCCGCAUCAUUCUCUAUAAAAAGGGCGCUUUGUCGGCGGACGUGGCGUUCAAGUCGCUCGCCGAGGCCGAGGCCGCCGCGCGGAAGCUGGACGGCACCGAGCUCGCCGGCCGGACGCUGUCGGCGCGCGUGUCGCCGCGGAAGCCGCGAAGCGUGUCGCCGCGGCCCGCCACGCCGCCGGCGCCGCCGUCGUCCAACGGGUCGCCCCGGGCCGGCGCGCGGUCGCGCGAGGCCGUCGUGGCGGCGUUGAGUGCUUGGGUCGCGGCGCGGCGGCCGGACCGCACCCACUCACGCAACCUCGACGCCUUCUACAAAGAGCACCCGCACCUGGGACGAAAGCCCAAGGGCUCCGCGUGGCUCACUCCGGACCUCCUCGCCGCGCAGGGCCUCCAGCAGCGCCCGGACGUCAACGGCGGCUUCUUCCUCGAGGAGCUCGACGACGACGCCGCGGCCGCGUGGGCGCCGAUCGGAGCGCCCGCCUCGGACGGCGCCGCGGCGAUCCUGGCGCUCGUCGCGCGCGCCGACGCGCUCCGGCCGCGGCUCGAGCGCCGAGACGAGGACAUCCGGGCCCGGGUCCAGAGCGUCUUACAGAAAGCCGUUUCCUUCCGAAGGUGCGCCGUCGGCGUCUUCGGGAGUGCCGCGUCGGGCCUGCGGACGUCCGACACGGCCGACCUGGACCUUUGUGUCCUCGACCCGGCGAUCGAGAAGAAGGCCUCGGCGUAUCGGGCGUUGCUAAGCGAGGCCCGCGAGCUCGAUGCUGAUGGCGAGUUAUUUGAGCGAGGCACGCGCCUCAAGAAGGCGCGGCGGGCGCUCGACGUCGCGAUGCGAGAGAAGGAGCGCGAGGCCCAAAUGGUCGUCGAGAUGACGGCCGCCGGCAAUACGAUAGAGAAGGUGCAAAAACACGAGGACAAGUGGCGGUCGGUCUGCGAGGAGAUCCCGAAAUUGGAGGAGGUGGUACGGGAACUCGAGGAAGCAAAUACUUCAAUCAUAGAUAGAGUGAUGGAAUUACGAGAACAGGCCGACGACAAGAAGUUCAAGAACGCGGGCUGCGUCUACCCUAUGAAAAGUGCGCUUGAGCGCGCUAGAGGCUUCGGCGACUUUAAGGUCGUGAGGCACGCGCGCGUACCUCUGGUCAAGUGCGUUUAUAACCCCAACGAGAGGGGGUUCUCAGAGAUUGCCCUAGACAUCGUGCCGGGCAACGCCGUCGCCCACGCCAAUUCUCGACUGCUCAAAGCGUAUGGCGACAAGGCGCCGGCGUUCCGAGCUCUAGUAUUGGUAGUGAAGUCCUGGGCGAAGUCGAGGGGUUUGAACGACGCUUCCGAGGGCUACCUGUCGUCCUACGCCCAUGCUCUGACGUGUUUGCAUUUCUGUCUCGUCAAGGGUCUCUGGCCGCGGGAUUUUCAUGAUGCUCCAGUUAAUAUGGUGGAGGAUAUAGAUGUCUCGUGGCAGGAGGUCGGCUGGUCGCCGCCGAAGCAGCCUUCGUUCGAAUUAGUGAGGAGCUAUUUUGAGUAUAUGAAUAGUGUCAUCCACGACGACGGCGCGUAUUGCCUAUGUUGUAGGGCAAGGCCGACGGCUUCGAGGAAUGAUGGAGAUAGGGGCGCGUAUUUGAUCUCAAAAGACCGCUGGACCUUCAAGAACGAGGACAGUCGCAGGCAGUGCCUCGGGCGCCUGUCCGUCGAGGACCCCUUCCGCACGUUCGACUCGCGGGGGCCGCACGACCCGGCCGCGACGCUGGAAAGAGGUGGUUUGGAGAAGCUGAAGGCGGGCUAUACCGCGGCUGUCGCUUUACUUGGCGACGACUCGAAGGACGAGCGGCAGCGCGUCGCCGAACUCGCUGCUGUAGACCUCGACGAAAGGUCGAUGUGGGCCGCGCGCAAGGAGGCCAACAUCGCGGCGAUGGCGGCCGGGCGGGCGCCGCCGCCGCCGCCGCCGCCGCGGCGCUCGCGGCGAGCCGGUCGGUGA